AUGGAGGAUUCAACACCAUUUGAAAAUUCAUCGAAUCCGGACUUAAAUAUUGAUACUGUUUUAUCAAAUCGAUUAGAAGAGUUAAAACAGAAGUUUUCUGAACGUUUUACAAUAUCAAUUUAUGCACUCAAAGCUGUCCAUAAUAAUGUACCAGAUGAAUUGAAAGAGCGAUUGAUGCAAAUAAGAGAGAAAGGAAAUGGGCAAUGUAUGAUAUUGAUUCCUUACAACGUGGAAGGUGUUCAUUGGACUGGAAUCUUACUGAAAUUCAAAACAGAGAAACAAAUUGAAUUGAUUCAAUUUUUGGAUCCAGUUGAAAAUUCUAAAUUUCAUCCUGAAAAAAUUCUAAAUCAGCUAGCUACAAUUUAUCCAAAUACUGCUUGUUUACGAUGGAGACCUAUUAAAAAACAUAGUGAUCCAAGACAAAGUAAAAAUUUAACUAUAGAAAAUUUAUUAAAAGCGGCUGAAGAAGUUCAAUUCACAAAUGUACAAAAUAAAACAGGUAUGAGUCAUUCAUAUGAUCGAACAUUCGACGAUUCUAAUGCAAGUAGUUCUUUAAACGAGGAAGAUGGAAGUAAUUCAACAUUGACUACGUCAGUAACGAUAGAAAAUCUAAAAAACUUGUAUAAUGAUUUUCAUUCGAUGCCACAUUGUUCAGAAAGAUCCAUUAUCAAUUUAUUGUAUUUAUUUUCCCUUAAAUUGAUCGGUCGCGUAAUAGUGUCUGAUAAUAGUAUAUUAAUACCUGAUCAGAUAGAAACAGAGAUAGCAGAACAGCUUACAUAUUUAAAGGAACGAUUGAAAAUAGAAGAAUUACAGUCUAUAGAAAUGCGAGAUUUAGUAAAAACAUGUUUAAUCAAUGUCAAAGAUGAAAAUUGGCAAGUUGCUCUGAUAACAAUGAGAAAAUUGUUCAAUCAGAUUAGUCCAUUGAAUAUGCAAGAAUUAUUUAGACUUAUUGAAAAAUUUGAUGAUGCAUCACAUUUAAUAAAAGAGAAAGAUAUUAUUCUUUUUUUGGGAGAAACUGGAUCAGGUAAAUCAACAACAAUUCAUUUUCUUGCGGGUUCUCAAAUGAAACAUGAAAAAGUGAACGGAUUGGAUCAUAUUAUUCCUAUCAAUGUAAGAAAUCCUUAUCUAAAAAAAAUAACAACUUCAUCGUUUACUCAAUCUGAAACUCGAUAUAUUACUCCAGUUCCAGUGAAUGUUGGUGGGCAUACUGAUGGUGAUAUCAUUCUAUGUGAUACGCCAGGAUUCGAGAAUAAUUAUGGAGCCGAAGUCGAUAUAGCAAAUGGAAUAUGUAUUAUUAGAGUCGUUAAAGAAUGUAAAAGUGUAAAACCAGUUGUGAUAAUUAGUAAUAAGAGUAUUGGCGACAGAUGUCAUAGUAUGAAGAAACUUGUUCAGGUUAUCGUAGGACUUAUUCCAGGAAUUCAAGACAAUAUUAAAACUAUCUCCUAUAUAUUUACAAAAUUUCCAGAUAGUCAAAAAAAAGCAAUUCAUACAUAUUUAAAUGAUAUUAAGGAGAAAUUGAAUGAAGAAAUGUCAAAUAUAGGUUUCAUGAUUUUCUUGAAAGAUAUGUUGCAGAAAGCAAGAAAAUCAAUACGAGUCUUAGAUCCAAUCAAUGAUCAACCCGAAGAGGUUCUCAAUGAGCUCGUAGAAUCUCCUACUAUUUCUUAUCCUAAUGAAGUUUUUCAAUAUUUUAUAACAGAAAAAUCAAAAGCUAUUGUACAGGAACAAAUAAGAAAAAUUCUCUUAAGUGUGAUGUCAGCAACUAAACGCUAUGAGUGUCCAUUUGUACAAUAUAAACUUGAUCAAUUGAAGCGUUUAAAUAAUUUACUUGAAUUUGAUUAUAUUGAACAAAUUUACAAUGAUUGUAUUCGAUAUAUAAGUCAACAUAUCUCGGAAGAAUAUCAAAACGGCACUUCAAAAUUCAAUUAUUGUUUAAUCAAUCAAACAAUUUUAAGAAUUGAUGAUAUUGAACAAUAUCGAACUUAUGUUGAUCAUGCUAAACUUACAGAUAUAUUAAGAAGUAACUAUUUAGGAAAAGAAGUUAUUCAUAGUAGUGCUUUUAUUCAAUAUCUUAAUCAACAAAUAGAUAUCAUAGUUAAAUCUUUACAUGAAAAAGAUAUUGAUGAUUUAUCAACAAAAAAUAGUUUAGAUAAAAUAAAACUUGUUGCUAUAUAUUUUCCAGAUAUUGAUAGUAAAUAUAAAAAUGCUUGUCAAAUAUUCUCUAAUAAACACGAAUUCAUAGUUAAAUCUUUCAAUAAGUCAAUGCUUCAGAAAAAUAUCGCUGAUAUUAUCAGAUAUAUAAUCAAACUAAAUGAUGCAUGUACUAUUUUAGAAAAUCAUCUAGAUAGAGAAUAUAUGACAAGAAAAUAUGAAGAAAUAAAAAUAUAUUUUCUUCAGUAUUUACAUGAAUUAGUUGAAAAAUUAAGUCAUAGACUAUCUCAAGAAAACUAUGAAAAUGAAAUUAUUGAAAGUUUAGAAGAAUGUACACGUAUAUUUGACACAACUAUUAAUAUAGCUACUUUACAAUCAAACAUAUUAACAAAAGAUAUUAAUCAAAUUUAUGAAGAUUUUUUAUUAAAACUUAUGAAUCAUUAUGAACAGAUUGAUAAACAAAUCAUAGAAGAACUUAAGAAUAAAUGUUCAUUUCGUGAAUUAGAACAAUUAUUCAAAAAGAUGAUUUUACUUCGAACUAUACCAUAUAUUCAAUUGCGAACUCAUCAUAGUUAUUAUAGUACAUUAGAACAAAUAUGCAAUUGUAUAAAAGAAUCAAGAAAAGAAAUCGAAGAGAUAUUAAAUGGAUUUUAUCAUAAUAAAAAAACAAAUUAUAAUCAUAUCAUGAAAUGUUUGUCGAAUUUUAAAAAUGCACGAUGGAUAGAAAAAUAUGAAUUUAGAAUGUAUUAUGAUUUAAUCGAUGAUUAUAAAAUAGAAAUUAUUCGUUAUAUAAAAGAAUUGGAAAAAUCUAUUAUGCAAACAAAUUUAGAUCUUGAUAAUUGGCAUAAAAUUGAGUUUUUAGAUAAUAUAAUAUCAGAAAUCAAUGAGAUGAGAGUUAUAGAAGAAAUUGUUCCGAAUAUAGUUCAACAUAUAGAAAAUAUUAAUUCUCAAUAUAAAAAUGAAAUAGAAAAUGUAUUAACUAUUAUCAACAACACAUUCAAUUCAGAAGAAAAAAUUUCAAUCUUAGAUUUUAGUAUAGCUGAAAAAGUCUUUCAUUAUUUGAAUGUUUGUAGACGAAUAAAUGUCUCGUUCGAAAAUGAUUAUACACUUGUUAUCAAUAAAUUAAAAAAAUUCAUAAACGAGUUUAGUAAUGUUGUUCAAUAUGAAAUGAAACAAUAUUUCAUAGAUAUUAAACAAUACGAAAAUGAAAAUAGAAAAGAUAUAUUUUAUAAAGUUUUAAAAUUAUUAAGUCGUUUCAAAGAAAUUUCUGAAAUAAAAAAUAAAUAUCCACAAGUUUUUUCUUGUUUUCAAAAUCAAAAAAUUAUUGAAAAUUGGGAAUGUGAAUUAGAAUAUUGUCUAAUUGAUAAAUCAAAUGAAAUGACAUUUUUAAAUACUCUAGAAAAUACUGAAAUUAUCUUUAAACUAUUGAUUAUAAAAGCAUUAAGUAACUUAGAUCGAUUUUUAUAUGGUAAAAAGUUUAACGAUAUUUAUUAUGAAUAUUAUCAUAAAUUCCUCAAUAGAUUUAAUGAUCGUAUUAGACAAGUUAUAGAAGAUAUUAACACGUUCAAAUAUGAAAAUGUCGUUUAUGAUAUGAAAAUCUUCCAAACAUCAAAUGAAGUAGGAAACUAUUUGUUUGCACAAGUUAAACAAAUACUUAAUAUCAAUCUAUUUGUUUUAAUGGAAGAAACAAAAAUAGAAGCGAUUAUGAUUGGAAAUACGAGCGAAAUUCAAGAAAUUCACUCAAUAGUAAAAAAUUUGAGACGAAUGCAAAAUGCAAAAAUAUUUCUAUCAGAAUAUAUUGAUAAAACAGAAGAAAUAGAUCAUUGUAUAAAUGACGUUAAAAAAUUAAUUGAAGAACGUAUAAAACUCAUUUUAGUAGAUGUUAAUGUUUUUAUUAAAACCAACAAUUUCUAUGAAAUAGAACAAAAAAUAAAUUUCAUUACAAUAGUCAGUGAUUUAUUAGGUCCAUUUUGUACAAACUAUAUUUUUGAACAGAUUGAAGAACUAAAUAAAAAUUUGGAUAAAAUCAUAUCUAAUAUUGUUGAAAGAUAUAGAGAAAUGGAUAUUAGUGCAUAUAUUUUGAAUCCACCAACAGACAUAUGCGAUAAACUGGAAAAAAUUAGGGAUAGAAAUCUAAAAUAUACUCAAGUUUUUAAUGUAAUAAAAGAACUUAUUUUGAAUAAGUUUAGAAAAGAAUUAGAUGAAGCUAAAAAGAAACAACCACCUAAUCCUAUUAAUAUUCAUAUAAGAAAAUUUGAAUCGAGAAUUAAAUACUUACCAAAAGAUAUGCAAGAAUGUCUUGAAAUCGAAGUAAAAUAUUGUAAAGAUGAUAUUCAGAAAAAUAUGGAAUAUAACAUUAAAAAUUUAAAGGAUACAUGUGAUAGUAGAGAUCUUAAACAUAUUAAAAAAAUGAUUCAAGAUUAUCAACAGACAGAAGGUAUGCAAUAUUAUGUAAAUCAAGGUCGAGUAUAUGUUCUUCAACAGACACGAGAUAUUGCAUUGAAAAUAAAUGAUUCUUUACAAGAUUAUAAAAUAAAUGAAGCAUUAGAUCAUAUUGAAAUACUCUAUGAUUAUAAUGUUGAACUAGAAAAUCUUUUCAAUAUUGAACAAUCAUGUUCAUACGUACGAUUAAAAGUGACAGAAAUCUUUCAAGAAAUAUAUCUUUGUUGUAUGAAAUAUUUUCUUAAUAAUAAUGGAAAUAUAUUAAUUGAUGAGAUGACAGAAGUAAUAGAAAGAAAUGUUUUUUAUUUAAUAGAAUUUAUGAAAUUUCGAGAUAAAUUUCAAAAUCAAACGAUUUUAAAACAUAUGUUUUCAGAUGAUUUCAAUGAAAAACUUGUACUUUUAAAUAAAACUAUGAUAGAUUUUUUCAAUUCUUUUAUAUAA
Messenger RNA from Rotaria sp. Silwood2, 5031 nucleotides. The record is from the annotation of a GenBank genome assembly. NCBI's taxonomy places the organism in Eukaryota, Metazoa, Rotifera, Eurotatoria, Philodinida, Philodinidae.